Messenger RNA from Galdieria sulphuraria, 1284 nucleotides. RefSeq names its product ferredoxin hydrogenase. The transcript has 2 exons. Gene Ontology annotation, molecular function: 4 iron, 4 sulfur cluster binding. NCBI's taxonomy places the organism in Eukaryota, Rhodophyta, Bangiophyceae, Galdieriales, Galdieriaceae. The record is from RefSeq and is a predicted model, not a curated record. Bases 33 to 1253 code for a protein of 406 amino acids.
AAGAAAAUAUUGAAUUGUUGAAAGAGUAAAAAAUGUGGAAAGCUGUACUUUCCGACUUGAAUGACUUGGAACGUCCUAUUCAUUGUAAACCUACAACUAACGACUACUCUUCUUCUUCUUCUCCUCCUACAGGUUCUGUUGCGAGUCCUUUAUAUGCCACUUCUAAUAACAACAACAACCACUCUUCUCCAGUUGUUGCUCGUGUACCUUUACAAGAUUGUUUAUCAUGUACAGGUUGUCUUACUUUGGCUGAAGAACAAUUAUCUAUUCAGAGUAGAUAUCAAGUAAUACAACUUUGUGAUAGUUGGUUGGAACAAGGACAACAAGUCGUGUUUUCCUUGCAACCACAAACCAUAGCUGCUAUAGCUGUACACUUGGGUGGUUUAGAUUAUACUCAAGUGGCACAAAAAAUAGCCUAUGCUUGUAAACAAAAGGGUGUUGGUUGGGUAACUGAUCAAAAAGAAGCAAGAUAUCUUAGUUUAUUGGAAACAUGGGAAGAACUCAUACAACGAUAUGAAAAGGAGAAGAAUCGAUUGCCGUUGAUUAUUUCAGCUUGUCCUGCUUGGGUUUCUUUUAUGAAAAGAAAACGACCAGAAUGGAUGGAUUGUUUAUCGCAGGUGUAUAGUCCAGCGCUGAUGACGGGAUAUUUAUGGAAAAAGAGAAAACCAAAUAUCAAACAUGUGGCUAUUAUGUCUUGUUAUGAAAUGGCAGUACAGACACAAACACAAGCUGUGGAAUAUCCUAAUGGCAUAUUGGUGGAUGCUUUAUGGACAACUGAACAAUUGAUGCAAUGGUUGGAUUGGAAUCAUGGAGAUGAUAUCGAUUCCAUUCCAUCAACUCCAUUGGAUACUACUUGGAUAUCGUUGGAAAGAGAUUUGUGUAAAGGUACAAGUCACGGAUAUUUUUGGAUGGCAGUAGAGAGAUGGAUAGAUAAAGUGACCAUCGAACAAAAUGGACAACCACCUCAAGUAGAAUGGAUGACAAAACCUGAACAAAGAGAUCAUCAACAACAAGUUUAUAUUCAAUGGAAGUCGAGUCAAGAUGGAACGAUGAAAAGAGUGGGUAUGAUUUUGGCAUAUGGUUAUCAAUCUUUGCAACGUUGGGUGAAGCGUGGAUUGGAUUCCGAUAUCAUUCUUUUGGAAGCAAUGGCCUGUCCUCAUGGCUGUGUCAAUGGAAGUGGACAAUUGUUGACCCAUCAAACAAAAACUCCUAAAGAACAACGACAAUAUUUACAAUCCAUAAUGGAAGAAUAGUUGUAGUUGUUGGGAUGAACAAAGUCAAGCU